Messenger RNA from Oncorhynchus masou masou (cherry salmon), 2061 nucleotides. RefSeq names its product E3 ubiquitin-protein ligase RNF14-like. Gene Ontology annotation, cellular component: ubiquitin ligase complex; cytoplasm. NCBI's taxonomy places the organism in Eukaryota, Metazoa, Chordata, Actinopteri, Salmoniformes, Salmonidae. Gene Ontology annotation, molecular function: ubiquitin conjugating enzyme binding; ubiquitin protein ligase activity; zinc ion binding. Gene Ontology annotation, biological process: protein polyubiquitination; ubiquitin-dependent protein catabolic process; positive regulation of proteasomal ubiquitin-dependent protein catabolic process. Bases 309 to 1706 code for a protein of 465 amino acids. The transcript has 8 exons. The record is from RefSeq and is a predicted model, not a curated record.
ACCGGCAUCCUGCGGGUCAGGCAGCCGGUGGCACCUUAAUUGGGGAAGACGGCUCACAGUAAUGGCAUAAAUGGAAUGGCAUCUAACACAUAUAUGGUGUCCAUGUGUUUGAUACCAUUCACUCCACCCAUUGCCUGGCAGAUCUAAGGACGCUCCAUUAUGCGUACCAAAGAGUUUGUUUCCAGGUCGGAAAUGUCCGAUUUGUCUUGAACGCAGCAUCAUCUUCCAACGAGUUUCCAGUCGGGAACGCGACAGAAGUAUGUCAUCAUCCAAAAGUCUUUAGUGAGGCUGGAAUAUAAGGAAUGUGAAUGUCGGAGGACCAGGCAGCGCAGAAGGAUGAGCUGCUUGCUCUAGCGAGUAUUUACGACGAAGAGGAGUGUCACGGAGCUGAAUCGGCACAAGGCGGAGAAAUACAACUAUGCCUUGAACUUCCUCCUAAUUUCAAGUUGAUAGUCAAAGGAGACAAGCACACAGAAUAUGACGUAUCUUUCCUACCUCCCCUGGUGCUUAACUUUGAACUUCCUGCCGACUACCCUUCCUCCUCAUCUCCGGUCUAUACACUAAGUUCCAAAUGGCUGUCAAGGGACCAGAUGACUUCUCUCUGCAAGCGUCUAGAUGAGCUGUGGGGGGAGAACCAGGGCUGUGUUGUCGUCUACACAUGGAUCCAGUUCCUCAAGGAGGAGGCGUUUGCCUUCCUGGAUGUCAAGUCUCCACUAGAGGUUGUUAAGGCAGGCAAGGCUCCGGUUGACUCGAAGAGAAGCAAGGCUGCUGUGAAGCAGGCGGGGACUAUAAUCGGGGAGGAAGGCAAACUGGAGUCUCUGCUGGAGCUGGACCCCCGUGCUGUGCUGGUGGUGGACCCCCGUACUGAUAUCCUACCUCAGCUACUGGACUUUGACGAAGCUCAAAGGCAGAAGGUGUUUGACGGCAAGGCGUUCUGCUGUAGCAUCUGCUUCAUGGAGAAGCUGGGCUCGAGCUGCCUGUGCUUCAAGGAAUGCCAGCACGUGUACUGCAAGGCCUGCAUGACAGAGUACUUCGGGAUUCAGAUCCGCGACGGCAACGUUCAGUGUCUUAACUGCCCCGAGCCCAAGUGCACCUCCUUGGCUAUGCCCUCACAGGUCAAGCUCCUUGUCGGGGAGGAGUUGUUUACUCGUUAUGACCGUCUCCUGCUUCAGUCCAGCCUGGACCUGAUGGCUGAUGUGGUGUACUGCCCUCGCCAGUCAUGUUGUCAGGCUGUGAUGGUGGAGCAAGACACCACCAUGGGCAUCUGCCCUGCCUGUCAGUAUGCCUUCUGCACCCUCUGCAAACGUGGAUACCACGGCCUGUCCCACUGCAAGGUCACAGCAGAUGAGCUGCGAGGCCUAAGGGAUGAGUAUAUCUCUGCCAGUGCCGAGGGGAAGAAGUUCAUGGAGCAGCGUUUUGGGAAGCGGGUUAUCCAGCGUGCCGUGGAGGAGUCCUUCAGCAGGGACUGGCUCUAUGAGAACUGUAAAGGCUGCCCGCGCUGUGGCACUAACAUACAGAAGGUAGAUGGCUGCAAUAAGAUGACUUGCACCUUGUGUAAGCAGUACUUCUGCUGGCUGUGUCUGGGCCAGCUCACACUUGUCAACCCCUACAGCCACUUCAAUAACCCCUCCUCGCCUUGCUACAACCAGCUGUUCCAGGGUGUGGAUAUUGAUGAAGAUGAUGCCUUGAGUGAUGAAGAGGACUGAUGUGUGCAAUACCUCAGUGUGCUUCGUUUGUUUGCAAUUUAUCUCACCCUCACUACACAAACUGCAUCUGGAUUUAGCCAACGCCACCAUUUCUCACCAUCAUUGAUCAGGCAUUUACUAUGCCAAAAUAUAUCAGUAAUUUCUAAUGGUUAACUGGCUAGCAGAGAGCGAUUCCCAGCUUAUACAGGCACAUUACCUUACUCCAUACAGAAGUCAAAUAGUCAGGGCCAGUAUUUUUCUGAAAGCUCGUGAAGACGGCGUUCUAAUGUGAUGUGUUACAGUUCUAAUGCUGAGUUUAGAUGAUUUGAACAGAUAAUGUUGCCAUGUUUUAUCAAUCUCAAUUUAAAAAGAAAAU